Molecule: messenger RNA, 1452 nt
Organism: Dictyostelium purpureum
Lineage: Eukaryota; Evosea; Eumycetozoa; Dictyosteliales; Dictyosteliaceae
Exons: 2
Coding region: 1-1452 (483 amino acids)
Source: RefSeq, a predicted model, not a curated record
AUGGCAGAUAAAAAGGUUUUAAGGUCGUCCCCAAACCUAACAGAGGAACUUAUGAGAAUCUAUGAUCAAUUAAACAACUCUAGAAAAUACCCAUCACAAAAAAAAAUUGCAGAACAAAUAAUAAAAUCUAAACAAUUUGAACAAUUUACACCCAAUCAAAUUAUAUCCAAGAUUAGGAGUAUGAAGAAAAAAAUAUACCCUGCCUCCUCAUCAGCAACUUCAAGUAUAUCAAACAGCCCCACUAUAGAAUUAGCCAAUGAAAUGGAUUCUAUAUUUGAAAACAGAUCAACUACAGGUAUUACAUAUGAUGAGGAGGACCAAAAGGAUGAUUCAGAAACCGAGCAAAAUGAUUAUUACCAAAAGGAAGAGGAGGAUGAUAUCGAUGAAGAAGAGACCGAAGAGGAAUCAAAUAAAUACAUAGACAAAACAAAUGAGACUUAUACUGACAAUAAUAAAGAAAAUGAUGAAGGAGAAAAUUUUGAAAAUGACCUUUCACUUAGAAGAAUAUCAAGUGAAAGUUUACAAACAACAAUCGAAAAAUUAUUUGAAGACUCUUUAGAAAAAAAUAAAAAAAGGGAAAAUUCACCAUCAUUCGAAAAAGAUUGUAAUAAAAAGAAAAAGUUAGAUUUGCUUAAUCUUAAUAACCAAGAAGAUGAUGAAGAACGCACUUGGUACAACAACUUUAUCAAUGAAGAUAACAUAGACUCUAACCAAAAUGUAGAUUCAAAAUUUGAGGAAAUGCUAACAAGCUUGGGUAUAAAUAUUGAUAGUGCCACACAAGCAGAAAAUCUCUACAAUAGUAUUUUAAAUAAUAGCAAUAACACGAAUUACAACAAUAGCAGUAAUAGUAGUAUUUAUAAAAACUUUGCACUUGGUACAAUACCCUCCCCAACGGCAACAACUCCAACAACAACCCCAAUAACAACCUCAGCAACAAUUAAACUGUUUAAUGAGGACUCUAAAAAUAUAAUAAACGUAUCACCACCCCCAAAAAAUAAACAUUGCAACAUUGAAAAUGAGAAUAGUAAUAAUAACAAUGAAUAUAUAACGAGAGAAUAUUUAGAAAUGAAAAAUACUAUUCAAGAACAAGCCAAUACCAUUUUACAACUAAAAAGCAUUAUUGAUGAACUUCAUAUCGAUAGUAGAGUACUCUCAUCAGGAUCAGCACAGGUUAGAAGAGAUUCAGAAAAAAACCUUUUUUAUUUUUUUCCAUCACUCAUUUCAAAUGGUAUUCAAAAUUUAAAAAUUGAACCAUGUUUAUCCCCAUGCCAUCACAAAGUAAUAGUCGAAGAGUCUGGUAACGGUAAUUUCCGCUCCCAAAUAUUUUUAUUAAAAAAAAACAACGAAUACAACCCUCCAUCCAUUGUAAUUCAUAAUUCUCAAAUGUCAAUAUUUUUAAAGUAUAACCCGCCCGAAUAUUUAAGAAUGAGUUGUUCAUUAGAAGACACUUAA